UGGAAGCAGCGUGCACGAGCCCGGAGGUCGCUGCUGUUUUCUGGGUAAAGCAGGGUCGGUGCAGCAGCAGAGGGAGCCACGACUUUAUCCUCCUUAGGAAUAUCAUGAUGCUUGAAGCUCUCCCACUGCGGCCAUGAAAGUUUCAGUCUAUAUUUUGUCACGGAAUCACAAAACAGGUGCGGGUUCCCUGAAGAAGAGUCCCAUUUAACCACUUAACUGCCCGCCUGCUCUGUCUUUGCGCUUCCUUGAUCCGAGGUGGGUGUGCGUCACCUGGAAAGAAGUCAAACAGGUUGAGCAGAUUUGCGCAAAAUGACACCAAACCGGAUAUCUGCACAUAUUACCGGUGACCCCCGUCAGGUUUGAUGUCGCUCAGCACGUGUUUCAGUUUGUUUUUUCAGUGGUGUAUGAGUUUAUUUCAGUCAUAAAGGCUUUGAUGAAGACAGCAGGUAUGGAUCUGAGCCAUCGAUCGAGCGUGACUGAUCAUGAUCUCCUACAGUUGAAGUAACUGCGUGCGCGCUGCCUUUCGUGGACGAGGAAGUUGGAACUAGAGCGGAGUCUCAUAUGUGUGCCUAACAUAUGUGAACAAUGGACGAGUAUUGGUUCGAUUCAACAUAAAACACCAUCAACGUGUCUUCCGGUUUUCAGUGCGCCAAUGUGCCUCCACAAACGCGCGCUAUUGCGCGUAGGACUGCUGCUCUUCCUGCUCCAUUUGGGCACAUGUCUGGAGGGCUGUGUACUCUGCAUUGUGGGACAACCGGUGGCGCUGCCCUGCCUUUACCCUGAGCUGAAUCCAUUUGGGAAUUUUUCUAUUGAGUGGAGGAAAAAUGACCAAAAGUUGCUGAGCUCACAGUGGAGGGACGAUGGAAAUGUGGAGAUAUGUAGCCUGAACUAUGCCAGAAUUCCUGAUGAUGCUGCACAGAAUGGAAAUUUUUCUCUGGAACUUCCAAAAGUUCAUCCCAAGCAGGACAAGAUGAAUUUUAGCCUGUUUUUCUCUGCAGGAGAAAAUGAAAGCACAGAACUUUGCACCCUGUGCCUCAGGGUAGCAGCCAGUUUCAGCCCCCCAGAGCUGCAGAGCGAAGAGACAGCAGAAGGAAAUGAGACAACCUUCCUGUGUCUCUCCGGCGGCGGUUACCCUGAACCUGUAGUUACUUGGCUCAUCAGUGACAGCUUGAAGCCCCCCGAAGGCUCGGUUAGAACUUUGGCAGAACCACACCCUGAGUCCCAGCUCUACAACGUCACAAGUUACCUGACUGUCAACAUUUCCAAAGACAGCAGUGUGACGUGCAUCAUAGAGAAUCCGUCCAUGAAUGAAAGCCUGAGAGUCACAAGAUAUGGAGCGAGCAGCACCGCAAUGGUGGGUCGAGCAUCAGAAGCCAUGUGGAUCUUCAGCACGGUUCUGUGUGUGGUGGUCGGGAUCAUGGUGAUGGCAGGAGUGGCGUACCAGAUUCAUCUGGACAGACUCACCAAGAGAAGGAAAAAAGAGAACAGAGAAGAGCAGAGAGGAUAUAAAAGAAAAUUCCAGUUCAUGGAGGAAACUGAAGCCAUGACGGUGGACAAAAAGGAGACUGAUGUUUAAACACAUUUUUGUUUUUUUAAAUCAAAAUAAGCUGUUUGUCAACUGUGUAGUGAUAAUUUUAAUUUAAGUUUGUUUUUAGCAUCUAAAGACUCAGAUUAAAUGCUGUUUGUUAUGCAGAUGUAAGCACAGCUUUGGAUUUCUGAGGUUUUUUCAUCAUGCUUUUUUAUGGUUUAAUGCUGUGUUUCAGAUUAAAUAAAGAUUCAUCAACUCCCA
This is a messenger RNA of Oryzias latipes (Japanese medaka), 1789 nucleotides long. NCBI's taxonomy places the organism in Eukaryota, Metazoa, Chordata, Actinopteri, Beloniformes, Adrianichthyidae. The record is from RefSeq and is a predicted model, not a curated record.